Messenger RNA from Pleuronectes platessa (European plaice), 804 nucleotides. RefSeq names its product transmembrane protein 74. Lineage: Eukaryota; Metazoa; Chordata; Actinopteri; Pleuronectiformes; Pleuronectidae. The transcript has a single exon. Bases 1 to 804 code for a protein of 267 amino acids. The record is from RefSeq and is a predicted model, not a curated record.
AUGGCUGAUCUGGAACUGUUUAAGUUUGAUGGACCGGCUCUGAGAGACGCGUCCCUGGGGUUGAGUUAUAAGCAACGUGUCCUGGAGGUCUGCAGCAGCGGAGGAGACACGCUCGAUCCCGGCGGAGGAGAGGGUCCAUGGACAGGGCUCCGGAGCGCGGCGCGUCCGGAGGAGGAAACAGAAACAUCCUUCACCUGCAGACACGGAGGGGAUGGAGACUCUGUCCAGCUGAGAGGGACUCAAACCUGCAACCAGACUCACUGCUCCUCACUGUACGAGGAGGAGGAGGAGGAGGAGGAAGAGGAGGAGGUGAUGGAGGAGGAGGAGGAAGAGGAAGAGGAGGACAUCCCGGAACUUUUCUUGCUGUCCGACGACGACCUCUCCUCCUCCGACGGCUCUGGGAAGUCGGUGGAUUACGGCUUCAUCAUCGCCGUCACCUGCCUGGUGACCGGCAUCUCUCUGGUCGCCAUCUCCUACACGGUGCCCAGGGACGUGCGCGUGGACCCGGACAGCGUGUCCGCCCGGGAGAUGGAGCGCCUGGAGCGGGAGAAAGCCCGGGUCGGGGCCCACCUGGACCGCUGCGUCAUAGCGGGACUGUGCCUGCUCACGCUCGGGGGCGUGCUGCUCUCCAGCCUGCUCAUGGUCUCCAUGUGGAAGGGGGAGAUGAUGCGGAGGAAAGCCUUCGCCUACUCCAAACACGCUGCCAACUUGUACGGAUCCAUGAGCCUGAGAGCAGCCUCCGGGCUGGAGGACUCCUGCUCGCAUCUGUCGGUGGUGGAUGAGGAUCUGGAGGCGCUCAGCUGA